GCGGGUCUUCCGGCUGCUGUUGGCGUCAGAGCCGCGGAUUAGUCCGCAGCGACCCUACGUCACUUCCCUUCCAGGCAGCGCGGCCUCUCAUUGGUGUGAUGGUGUUGAGGCGGUGGAUUGCCGGUGGAGUGUGUCGCUGCUCUGCUCGUCUGGAUGGGAAGACGGUUCUGAUCACCGGAGCCAACACCGGCAUCGGCAAAGAGACCAGCAGAGACCUGGCCCGCCGAGGGGCCCGGGUGGUGAUGGCGUGCAGGGACCUGAGCCGGGCCGAGCAGGCGGCCGAGGAGAUCCGGCUGUCGACCGGAAACGGGAACGUGGUCAUCAGACAUCUGGACCUCGGCUCCGUCUACUCCGUCAGGCAGUUCGCUAAAGACUUCACGGACGGAGAGGACCGGCUGGACGUCCUCAUCAACAAUGCAGGAGUGAUGAUGUGUCCAAGAUGGCUGACGGAGGACGGUUUUGAGACUCAGCUGGCUGUCAAUCAUCUGGGUCACUUCCUGCUGACCAAUCUGCUGCUGCCGAAGCUGAAGUCCUCUGCCCCCAGCCGCGUGGUGACCGUGUCGUCCAUCGCCCACCAAGGGGGUCGCAUUGACUUUGACGACUUGUUCUCCAGCAAAAAGACGUACAGUUCUCUGGAGAGCUACAGACAGAGCAAGCUGGCCAACGUCCUGUUCUCCAGAGAGCUGGGCCGGAGACUCAGAGGCUCCGGCGUGUCGGCGUUCUGUCUCCACCCGGGGGUGAUCCGGACCGAACUGGGUCGCCAUGUUGAGGGCUGGUUCCCCCUGCUGGGCGCCCUGCUGAGACUCCCCUCCCUGCUGCUCAUGAAGACCCCCAGCGAGGGCAGUCAGACCACCUUGUACUGCGCCCUUACACCUGGUCUGGACGGCCAAUCAGGGCGAUACUUUAGUGACUGUGCAGAGAAGGAGGCGGCUCCAGAGGGGCGGGACGACUUCGUGUCCAGGAAGCUGUGGGAGGAGAGCGCCCGAUUGGUCGGAUUAAAGGACACGUGCUGACUUUUGACCUUUGGUCCUGUUGCUCCCUCGAGGUGGUGAACCACUCACUGUGAUUGACAGGUGACGGGAGCCAAUCUGAUGCAAGGGUGGGAGAAACAAUAAUGUGAUGAAUAAUAAUCAGCAAUUUAUAAUGUAUUGAUUAUUUAAUUUAAUUUGCUGUUUUAUUAUUAUCACUUUUCAAAUCACGAUUAAAUUAUUAGGAGAUUAAAAAGAAAAAACUAAAGACGUUGUUUUAAGAAAGGUUUAAAUAAAAGGUUUAAAUUAAAGUAAAUUAAAGUUGUUUCCAUCAGAGCAAAGCUCAUAUCAAGAUGUUCCCUAGUAACCUCCAUGUUCCCUUCAUGCUCCCUUUAUGUUCCCUAGUAACCUCCAUGUUCCCUUUAUGUUCCCUAGUUCCCUUCAUCUUCCCUUUAUGUUCGCUAGUUCCCUUCAUGUUCCCUUUAUGUUCCCUAGUUCCCUUCAUGUUCCCUUUAUGUUCGCUAGUUCCCUUCAUGUUCCCUUUAUGUUCCCUAGUUCCCUUCAUGUUCCCUUCAUGCUCCCUUUAUGUUCCCUAGUUCCCUUCAUCUUCCCUUUAUGUUCGCUAGUUCCCUUCAUGUUCCCUUUAUGUUCCCUAGUUCCCUUCAUGUUCCCUUUAUGUUCGCUAGUUCCCUUCAUGUUCCCUUUAUGUUCCCUAGUUCC
Molecule: messenger RNA, 1688 nt
Organism: Cyclopterus lumpus (lumpfish)
Lineage: Eukaryota; Metazoa; Chordata; Actinopteri; Perciformes; Cyclopteridae
Gene: crdhl
Product: retinol dehydrogenase 13
Exons: 7
Coding region: 99-1013 (304 amino acids)
Source: RefSeq, a predicted model, not a curated record